Aedes albopictus (Asian tiger mosquito) is the source of this 3750-nucleotide messenger RNA. RefSeq lists its product as uncharacterized. The record is from RefSeq and is a predicted model, not a curated record. NCBI's taxonomy places the organism in Eukaryota, Metazoa, Arthropoda, Insecta, Diptera, Culicidae. Bases 1457 to 1756 code for a protein of 99 amino acids. The transcript is spliced from 3 exons.
GCAUCGCCACCACCAGUUGGUAUCACGCCAGCAAUCUGCUCGGACGUUCAGUUCCAUUCAUCCUACCAUACCAUAUAGCCAUAUAGCCCAAUAGCUGAAGUACCCGCGCCUUCCGAGUGUUGAAAAACCAGAUUUCGCUCGAAUCAAGUCUUGUUAGGAACCCGCGAAACUCAACCGUCCGAGGUUUCGGAAAGGGGGUUGUUUGCCUAGCUACCUGUAGAUCCCUUACAAGAAGGGGAGGUCAGACUGAAGUCGCCACCGCCAUCGCCGUCAAUCAACAACAGUAGUGACCUGCUGGGCGACCAAGACAAAAACGGGUCAACCAGAGUGUUUGUGAUAUGCUAAUUAGGUAGGUCGUCUAGAGGAGCUCCGGGGCGGUUGAUGAAUGAACCUGCACCGCAAUCGAAGUGGAAGCAUAUAGCGUAGAGUGCAUCGGGUGACCUGCUGCCGCUGCUAGAUUGCAAUUCCGUGGAAGAAAGCUAAACGAAGAAAAAGUGCAAUUGGCGAGUCGCGAGUCAAGCCUUUAGUGUGUCGUCCGUCUUUGUGUGCCAGCCAAUCGCUUCAAGUGCUUACAAUCCAGAAGAAAAUUGUGUCGUGUUGGCUUCGUUUAACCUGCAAUCUGCAAUCAUCUACGCAAUCAGCUGGAGCUGCAGUGCAUCGAUGUAAUAAUCGGUUUUAGCCGGAGAGAAGAAAAAAAAAACAGAAAUCUACGAAGUCGUCGGACGACCUGCUGCAGCGCGGUUCAGUGUAGCUUUUUAAGGCCAUCGGCGAAGUUUAGUGCAGUCAGUCAGUGACUUAACGUUUUCCAAAUUGUGCAAGAAUUCAAUUCAGUCGAAUUCAGGCUGUUUUGUGUGCGGUGAAUGACCAAAGCGCGGUCGUCAAUUUGGAGGUGUGUUUUUUGUCCGCAGCGAAAUAAGGGGCUCGAGUUAUCUACGCAGCACAUCACAGUCAAAGUGCGUCGUCAACGCACGGGAUAUAUCUACCGCGCGUAACUGAAACUGUUGUUGCCUAGCGUCGAGGGAUUAUCGUUGGAUAGCGCGAGAAAAAGAUUCGGCGACUAUCAUCGAUACCAGGAACCCACCACCCAACCCAUUCAGCAGUUAUCCUUCCAGGUUUAGGUCGGACUCAACGACGCGACGAGGAAGGAGGACACUUCAAACCGUCAACCACCCCACGCGCGCCAUUAUUGUCUGUCAACAAACAACAACAUCAACGACGCCGACGACAGGCGGCUCUGGAUUGUUCUGCUUUUCCAGGCGUAGGAAAACGAGUUCACAGUCUAGCAUAGCAGUGUAGUUAGUGAAACGAAAAAACUGUAGAAUCAGCCGUCGCGGAAGCGACAUCACAAACGACAAACGAAAGUGAUAGACAAGCUCAGAAGCUUGUGUUCCUUUUUUGGGGAAAACCCACGAAUCGGAAGACACUGACGCUUCUGUUAUCGUGAUUGCAACGUUGCAUGGACACAAUGACGAUUUCAGCCAUCCCACCGCAAGAGCCGAUCUGGUGCCUGGAGCGCCGCGAUUCCGGCCACCUCUUCUGGCGACGGGAAUCGUCUAAGGUCAAAUUUCGCUACGACGUCGAAGUGCUCGAGUUCACCAAGGACCCCUGCGAGGACCAGCUGCUCAUCACGGACAGCGAAAUGAAGGACAAAACCGACCACCACCAGCUGUCCAAUAUGCUAGUGGUGUGUGCGACCUGUGUGGCGGCAAUUGCCGUCACGGUUGUGCUACCCUGGUUCCUGAUAGGGUCCGCGUAGAAUGGGGGUCAGUCGGGAACGGGCCCACUUGGUGGGGCAUACGAGAUAUUCAUGAGUAGAUUGAUUAGGUUCAUGAGCGAUCAUCAGUGAUCGAUCGAGCACGCACACACACAAACACACUCACAUACUCACGUGUUAGCUUAGGGAUAUGGAGUAGGAACGAAAGGGCGAAAGAUUGAAGCGUCUUCAUUCGAACGUUUGUCUUUCGACCCUGUCUUGUCAUAGAUUCCUUAGGAAUGCAACGAUUUCCACUUUUUUGUUACCGAGAUAUUUACACCAGAAGCACACGUGUACCUUCGUCAAAAAGUGAGGUUAGGAGCUGGCUUCUUCAGCUGAGAAGCGAUAUUUCUAGUUUUUACAAUGGAUAAGAGUUCUAUUUUAGGGAAGAAGUGCUUUCGGCGGAAAUUUUAUACGAAUUGAUGAUGAUGUAUAUAUAUUUACUAGGAAUCGGAGGAAAUUUUCAGUUUUACCGUAUUAAGGAGUCACCAGUUGCCUUUUUCUUAGAGGAUGUAUCAAACUCGAAUGUUAGGAAAACUCACAACUUACCAAGAAUCAAGAUAAAUAAGCAAACCGUACUCGUGCUUUCAUGUGUAUUUUUAGAGGAAUUUUUCUCAUCAUAUAAACAUAUGGGAACAAACGAAAACAAGGUGUCGCACAGUGGGUAAAAGUGGUGUCAAAAGCGGUCUCAUUGCGGUUCUUCAUGACAUAUAGCUGAUGAAAAAGUCCAGACAAGUUAAAGUUUAUCAGUGGAGAACCUUACAAGCUUGCUCAAUUUAUAAAUAAAUAAAUACUAAACAGUUAAAACAAAAUCAAUUAUUACUAGGAUAGACCUGCGCAGGUUUCUACAGCGAUGUCUUCAGAACAUGGACAGGUCAAUCUUCAGCAGUAGCAUAGAAGUUUUUUUAGAUGAUCGACUGAAGCAAUCAACACCCAGGAUUGGGCUUAAAAAUUUACAUCAUUUAUAUGGAAAUUAUAUCUGAAACCUGCACAGGUCUACACCACAAGCAUCUAGCAUGAUGUUUUGUUGAGACUUUUCAAAUAGUAAUGGUAGGAAUUUGCUUCAGUGGGGCAGAGUAGAUUAACUUUCAUUAUUUGAUGAACUUUAGUGACCAUCUUUUUGCCCACUGUGCACCGAUGCACACCCCCCUCUUUCAGAACGAAUACCGUGGGAAAAAUGCAACGAAAGUAAUUUGUCUGGGUCCACGGACGAGUCGUUUACGGAAACCAUUAAGAGAAAGCAACUCCGCUGAUUUGUUUUGCCAGAGGGGGCUUGUUUUUUUUUCGGGCGUACCAAAAUAACCACCCACAACAAACGUCUUCAACCCGGGCCGUCGUAACGCGCUAUUCUCUGUCUUGUCAGAGGAGAAGGGGAUGCAGAAAAUCAACGCGUAGUAAGGCAUCUGAGUCUGGACGCGCGAUGUGAUGGUCGGUCAUUAUGAGGGAUAAUUUCGGCAAAAUGGUUUUUCUGCGGAGAGUUAAGCCGGGUGCUAAUCUUGUUGCACGCGCCAGACUGGGGGUGAUGAGUUGAUUUUCCCCAUCCCGUGUAAACAAAAUGCGAUCGUUAUGGGUUCGAGGCACUUUUGGAUGCACAGCACAUACCUGAUGGUAGUAAUAGUACUGAAUGACAAGUUUACCAAAACAAAUCUGGUUUUGUGUUUAGAAAGUAACGUACGUUGUUAUGUGUACUAUAGUAGUGAGUAGUUGAUUUCAAAAAUGUUGUUUUAUUAUCGUGAUAGGUAAGACACGGAAAGAGCGAAAGAAAGAUAUUGGGAGUAUUCUUAAGUACCUAAACUCAAUUUUAUAUUUUGAAGGGUUACUGAGUGUGUAUUUCGCUAUCAUUCUUCCAGGACGGGAACGGUUAAAGGUGAUAUUGAACGAAUAUGGUUCGCAAAUAAUUUUAUACAUAUUGUAUGUUAUCAAGUGAUAAUAGUAUUUAGAAAAUGAGAAGCAUGAGAAUAUUAAGCGAAAAUAAAACCAAUAUUUAAUUCUAUAAA